AUGGAGGCGCCGCCCCCCCUGCUGCAGGCCGCGCCUGCGGUUGACUCGCCGGUCGCCUCUGCCUGCGCGCCCCUCGUGGCGCCUUCGCCUGCUGCUGCUGCUGCUGCGUCGGGGGCUCCUCGUCGCAUCCGGCGCUUGGAUCCCGCAGUCGUGCAGCGAAUCGCGGCGGGCGAGGUGGUUCUGCGGCCGUCGUCGGCGCUGAAGGAGCUCCUGGAGAACUGCCUCGACGCGCGCAGCUCCUCCAUCUCCGUCACGGUGCACCAAGGCGGCUUCAAGACGCUCGCCGUCAGCGACGACGGCUCUGGGAUCUUCCCCGAAGACCUGCCGAUUCUCUGCCGGCGCUUCACCACCAGCAAACUGCGUUCCCUCGCGGACCUACGUUCCAUGCAGACCUUUGGAUUCCGCGGCGAGGCGCUCGCGAGCCUCUCCGUCGUUGGGCACGUCGACGUGCUCACCCGCGUCGCCUCGCUGCCGCACGGCUACCGCUGCGCCUACGACAAAGGAGAGUGCGUAACCCCCGCCCUGCCCCUCUCGCAGGCCGCUCCGCAGGCUGCUUCGCAGACCGGCUCGUUGGGCUGUCGGGCGGCUGCGGCGCAGGCGCUUCCGGCGGGGGUGGCGGUCGCGGCGCGCAGUCGCGGCACGACGCUGCGGGUGUCGCAGCUUUUCCACGCGUUGCCUGAGCGGCGGAAGAUGCUUGGCGGGCCUCAGGAGGAAUAUGCCAAGUGCCUCGAACUCUGCACGCGCUACGCGCUGGAUAACCCGCAUGUGAAGUUCACCUGCAAGCGACAAGACAAGACGCAGGCUGACCUCGCGACCGCCGGAUGGCCUCGGCCCCCGGUCGAGGCUUUGCGCCAGGCUAAGGGCGCCUCUGCAGGCGAAGGCGGGAAGAACGAGAAGAAGGGGGAAAGUCAAGCGGAGGGAGGAGAGGAGGAAGAAGAGCGUGCGCUGGACGAAGGCGAGCUCGCGCAUAUGAAGCGCGAAAGCCGCGCGGCUGGGCGGGCGCUGGCGGUGAUUGAGCGCGCCUUCGGAUCCUCGGUGAGCAAGCACGUUGUCAAGGUAGACUUCUCCUUCGCGCUGCCGCAAGCCGCCUGGCGCUUCGCGCCGCCGCAAGCUGCAGGCGCAGCCGACGCAGCGAACAGCCGGCGCGAGGGCGCGGCGAAGCAUGAGGGAGGCAUCGAAUCCGAAGCGGCGGAUGGCGCGCCGGGGGACGCCGCAAGCAGCAGCGAGGCAGAAGAAGACGCCGCAAGAGAGGCCGAGCCUGAAAAGCGCAAUGUCGAGAGAAAAGGCAGAAAGGCAUGCAUCGUUAAGGUCUGGGGGUACGCCAUCCGAAUUUCCGCAGGCGUGAGGCCUCCAGGGACCUUCAUUCUCUUCAUCAACGACCGGCUGGUCGACUCGCCAUCUCUCAAAAAGGGCGUGGAAAGCGUCUAUCAGGAGCUCCUGCCGCGCGGUCUGAAGGCGUGGAUCUACCUGUCUCUCUCUCUCCCUGCGUGGCUAGUCGACGUAAACGUUCACCCCACGAAGCAGCGCGUGCAGCUGCUCUACGAGGACUUCAUCGUUGCCCGCAUCUGCACCCAUUUUCGCGACAUGCUGGGAUCUCAGACGUCUCUGCAGACCUUCGACGUGACGCAGCGGUGCUUGUCGAUUAAGGAGCAAUCUCUCCUCUCUGCGGCCUCGUCGUCUUCUUCCUCGUCCUCGUCGGCGUCCUCUCUCUCCAUUUCGGGACUUUCGCAGCGGCUGCUCGUUUUGCCAUGGACGUCGCCAGACAGCGAUGCGCUUUCCUCCUCCUCCUCCUCCUCCUCUUGUCUCUCGACGUCCUCUUCGUCCUCUUGUUGUUCUCAUUAUUCUUCUCACUCGUCUUCUUCUUUCUCUUCUUGCUGUGCGUCGUCUGGCUGUUCGCUUCCGAAGUACGGAGGCGCUCCGGCGCAGGGCGAGGGCGAAGGCGAGGCGCCCGCAGCGACUGCUGACGGGGGCGCGGAGACGCGGAGUGCGCAGGUGCUAGCCAAGCCUGAAGUCGGCGUCAGCCCUUCCUCUUCGCGUCCUCCCCUGCCGUCACAGAGCUCGUCUGCGGCCGCGAAGAAACCUGCACUGAAGCCGACGCGCGUGCGCACCGACUUCCGCCAGACGAGCCUGGAGUCGUUCAUCGCCACGGGACGCUCCACGUCCAUUCAGCCAAAGGCCCUCUCUUCUUCCGCUGCGUCUGCGGCCUCUCUGUCUUCUUCGUCGCUCUCUUCGUCUGCGACAGCGCGUGAGGCGCUGGCUGAGGGCGGCGUUGAGGAGAGCGCCGCUGCUGCCGCGACGGAGGGCGAGGUCCGCGACGAGGCCACGCCUUCGUCUUCCUCUUCUUCGUCUUCCUCUUCUUCGUCUUCUUCUGCGUCUUCCGCUUCUUUGUGCAGCCGUUUGACGAGGUCAGGCACUUCGUUUUUUCAAUCGCGUCCCGCCCUGGAUCAGGUUGUUCUGCGCGCGUUCCCCAGCGACGCCUUCAUGCUCUCUUCUGUUCAGGCGCUGCUUCGCGCGAGUCAGCGCCGCGGCGAGGCGCCUGGGCCGCCGGCGGACGCGCGGCAGAGAGCGAAUUCGGGGCGCUCUGAAAACGCGAGACACGCGCGCACAGGCUGCGGCGCCUGGAUGCCGCAGACCUCUCUUGUCGGACCUGUCAGCGACACACACGCCCUCCUUCAGCACAAGGAACUUCUCCUCUUGGUUGACCUCCAGCGCGUGAUGAGCGAAUUUCUCUUCCAGUCGAUUCUCCUGCGGCUCGGACGCCUGCCGCCGCUCCUUCUGAGUCCUGCUCUCGACGUGGAGAAGGUGCUGCGUGCGGCGCUGCGCCGAAGAGAGAAAAUGAGAAGUGCAAUCGAGGGCGCGCGCGCGGGGGAAGACCAAGCUGCCGCGGCCUCCUCUGCCUCUGCCUCCGCGGCUCGCUCGCCCUCUGAGUCGGAGAAAGAGACCGUCGAUCGGGCCUUCGCGCGCCUCCACAGGCAUCGCCUGCUGCUGUGCGACUACUUCAGCGUGGGCAUCGUGGCGGAGCCGCCCGAUGACGACCGAGAAGAAAAGACAAAGAGGCGAAAGACGGGCGACGCGCCGCAGAGCGCGUCAGAGCUCGAACCCGACGCGAAGACGCGUUGGUAUCUAAAAACUAUGCCGCUCGCCUGUGGAUCCUACUUCCCCUUCCAGCACCUGCCCGAGCUGCUGCUGCAGCUGGCGCUUGACGUCGACUGGAGCGAAGAGGCCUCGUGCCUGCGCGACGCCGCCCGAGCGCUCGCGCGAUUCUUCUCCUCUGUGCCUCCUCCCUCCUCUUCUGCCUCCUCUUCCUCCUCUUCUUCGGCGCUGGCCGUCCGCGCGGAAGUCCGCGACGCCUUCGCAAGUCACUUCGUGCCUGCGCUCCGCGGCUACUGGAAGUGCGCGGUGCCGCGGAAGUUUUUUGAAGACGGAACGGUGCGCGUGGUCGCCUCGCUGCCGGCGCUGUAUCGUGUCUUUGAGCGCUGCUGA
Molecule: messenger RNA, 3483 nt
Organism: Besnoitia besnoiti
Lineage: Eukaryota; Apicomplexa; Conoidasida; Eucoccidiorida; Sarcocystidae
Exons: 6
Coding region: 1-3483 (1160 amino acids)
Biological process (GO): mismatch repair
Cellular component (GO): MutLalpha complex
Molecular function (GO): ATP binding; ATP-dependent DNA damage sensor activity; ATP hydrolysis activity
Source: RefSeq, a predicted model, not a curated record